Notolabrus celidotus (New Zealand spotty) is the source of this 678-nucleotide messenger RNA. Its product is annotated as zgc:103586. Gene Ontology annotation, cellular component: cytosol. Gene Ontology annotation, molecular function: zinc ion binding; cytidine deaminase activity. NCBI's taxonomy places the organism in Eukaryota, Metazoa, Chordata, Actinopteri, Labriformes, Labridae. The transcript has 5 exons. Bases 154 to 561 code for a protein of 135 amino acids. The record is from RefSeq and is a predicted model, not a curated record.
AAUGCGGGGAAAGCGAUAUAGCCUGAAUCAGCAUCCACUUUAAACCAAUAACAGAAUGGUCAUCCUUUUCCCUUGGUCACGUGACGGUCCGGCUAUCAAGAGUACCAGAGUCCAAAACUGCCCUCUAAAAACUGUGGACACUCUUCUUCUACCAUGACAGACACAAUUAAAAAGCUCGUGUCAGGGUGCCUGCAGGCCCGGGACAGGGCAUACUGUCCGUACAGCGGGUUUUCUGUCGGUGCCGCCGUAUUGACAGCAGAUGGCGCUAUAAUUACAGGCUGUAAUGUGGAGAAUGCCUCCUAUGGUCUCACAGUGUGUGCUGAGCGAACCGCCAUCCAGAGGGCAGUGGUGGAAGGACACAGACAGUUCACUGCCAUUGCUGUAACAUGUGAUAUCAAAGACCGUUUUGUCGGGCCGUGUGGAGCAUGUCGACAGGUUCUUAUGGAGUUUGGAGCAGAUUGGAUUGUAUACUUGAUCAAGCCUGAUGGAUCUUACAAAGAAACCAGCCUCAAUGAACUGCUGCCUCACGCAUUUUCCUCUGAACACCUUGCAAAGAAAUGAGGAGACUACACAGCCGUUUAUUCAUUUUAUGGUUGUUGUUGUUGCAAGCUAGUCUUGAGAUGUGUUACAAAAACACUGCAAAUUGAUAGAAAAAUGAAAUAAACACAUCCUCCUAAA